Condylostylus longicornis is the source of this 1515-nucleotide messenger RNA. RefSeq lists its product as uncharacterized. The transcript has 2 exons. The record is from RefSeq and is a predicted model, not a curated record. Gene Ontology annotation, cellular component: trans-Golgi network membrane. The annotation marks the transcript as partial. Lineage: Eukaryota; Metazoa; Arthropoda; Insecta; Diptera; Dolichopodidae.
AUGGAUAAGUCCAUCUUGUUGAAAGCAACUCGCGCCGAUGAAGAGCCAACACCUGGGUAUCUUCUCAACAGCAUUGUGGAACUGUCUAAUACUGAGGCAUGCUAUGAAGUCGAAGAAUUUCUUCUUAAAGCCUUGGGACAGCACCACAAGCAUCAUGAUCCAUACGUCAAGUGUAAGAUUCUCAAAAUUAUACGGUUUAUUUGCGAAUCCGACAACCGAGCAUUUCGGGUUUCCAUGCAACGGAAAUCCAAUGUGUUGAAAUCGUUUCUGUCUUAUCGAGCUCCGUUGGACCCUCUGCGAGGUGAUUCCCUGAACCGCGAGGUCAGAGAAGAAGCGGAUCGUUGUAUCAAAGCUCUCUUCGGAAGUGAAGAAACUGGGGGAAUGACGUCCAAUCCCAAUUCUAUCGCUAUCAAGAGCCUCCAGAAGGGGGACCCAUCGAUGCUCCCCCAAGUCGCAUUGAAGGGGUUUGGAUCUGGGUCGAGUUCUCACCCCGCGUUUCCAUCAACGCGUCGGUUGGGGAAGAUGGAAGGUUUUGGAAAUCCUCACUUCGCUUAUCAAAAUGAUGGGGAAAUACCGGCAAGCCGUUCAAACGUGGUCGAUUCAGUAACGGAAGUUGUUUCAGUCCAAGCAGAGAAUUUUGUCAAUGGAUUAUCUCAAGCUGCUUUUAGCUUUCCGGGAAACGAUACACCUGUUCCAAGUUAUCCAUGCGCCUCCUCAACCCCAUCUUUUGUUGAUCGGGAAUACACCCUUCCCCCAUUUCAUCAGCCAUCUGCGUUAUCAACCACAGUCAUGAGAACACCACUUCCCGUCACCCCCUCAAAAGAUCAGCCAACGACAAGUGCAGCUUAUGCAGAUGUGGAACUCUAUCCUCUUAUUUCGCUAGUUGAUUCGAUGUGUUCGUCUACUAUUUCUUCUAAGCCUGGCCCAACUCGUUCUUCUUUGGCUGAGUUUAUACGAAAAGUGAACUCGGACCGGAGUGGUGACAGAGUAGCUGCCAUUCUUCUAGACAAACUUUCUUCCUCUGGAUCUGCGGGUGUGCGUGCAGCAACAACGUGGCAGUCAAAGUAUCGGGCGAUCGCUUGUUUAGCAGCACUUAUUGACCCUACACUCAAUUCAAACGCAUCUAAAAGGGAGUGUUUUGCGAAGACCAUUGAGUCAGGCAUCGAUUCGACUCUGAUGCAGAUUCGGUCGUCGACACCCAAAUGCCGUCAGAUCAUCGAUGAGUUGAUAGAAAACAUUCGAGCGUCGGGACAACACAAGGAUCUUAGCAGCUCAGCGGAUUAUUUGGUCGACAGUGAAGAUGGUUCUUCCACAUCAGCACCUGACUUUGUUCAUGAAGUCCAUGAAGAGAAAGACAGCCUUUUGGGUGAUUUACUUGACUUGACAACGACGGGUGGUCCUCGUAGUGACCCGCCAACUAAGGCCGUUUCUGCCAACAAUCAAACCCUCAAUCUUUUAGAUGAAAUGGUAGAAGCAGAAGUGAUUGGGCCAGCAGCGAUGGGGGGCUGUUCUCUG